This is a messenger RNA of Nannizzia gypsea CBS 118893, 1377 nucleotides long. RefSeq names its product CK1/CK1/CK1-G protein kinase. The transcript has 5 exons. The record is from RefSeq and is a predicted model, not a curated record. Gene Ontology annotation, molecular function: protein serine/threonine kinase activity; ATP binding. Gene Ontology annotation, cellular component: cytoplasm; nucleus. Gene Ontology annotation, biological process: peptidyl-serine phosphorylation; signal transduction; endocytosis. Bases 1 to 1377 code for a protein of 458 amino acids. NCBI's taxonomy places the organism in Eukaryota, Fungi, Ascomycota, Eurotiomycetes, Onygenales, Arthrodermataceae.
AUGUCGUCGAGUUCGUCCAACGUUGUCGGUGUGCAUUACCGGGUUGGGAAGAAGAUUGGUGAAGGCUCCUUUGGCGUCAUCUUCGAAGGCACAAACCUCCUCAACAACCAGCAAGUCGCCAUCAAGUUUGAACCCCGGAAGAGUGAUGCUCCACAGCUUAGAGAUGAGUACCGGACGUACAAGAUACUCGUCGGAUGCCCCGGUAUUCCCAAUGUCUACUACUUUGGUCAGGAGGGUCUUCACAAUAUUCUCGUCAUCGACUUGCUCGGACCCAGUUUGGAAGACCUCUUCGACCACUGUAACCGCAGAUUCUCCAUAAAGACAGUCGUCAUGGUUGCAAAGCAGAUGUUGUCACGAGUACAAACGAUACACGAGAAGAACCUCAUCUACCGUGAUAUCAAACCCGACAACUUCUUAAUUGGCCGGCCCAACUCAAAGGCCAGCAAUGUUAUACAUGUCGUUGACUUCGGCAUGGCUAAACAGUACCGAGAUCCCAAGACUAAACAGCACAUCCCUUACCGAGAGAGAAAAUCCCUCUCAGGAACUGCUCGGUACAUGAGUAUCAACACUCACCUGGGUAGAGAACAGUCGCGUCGUGACGACCUCGAAGCCCUCGGCCACGUGUUCAUGUAUUUCCUUCGUGGUGGUCUACCGUGGCAGGGCCUCAAAGCUGCUACUAACAAACAGAAAUACGAAAAGAUCGGAGAGAAGAAACAGACUACUGUCAUUAAGGACCUUUGCGAAGGUUUCCCUGAGGAGUUCACCAAGUACCUCACAUACGUUCGAAACCUCGGCUUCGAGGACACUCCCGACUACGACUAUCUGCGUGACCUCUUCACCCAGGCCCUUAAGAACACGGGUGAUGUAGAGGAUGGAGAGUACGACUGGAUGAAGCUUAACGGAGGCAAGGGUUGGGAGGCGGCAAAGCCAUAUGCUUCUCACCACCACCUGCACGGCGCCAAUGCUCUGCCUAACAGCUCCGCCCGUGACCUCCAUGGUUCUGCAGCCCCCCGAGCAUCCCAUCGGCCUGGUGUCACCGCUGACCGUUUAAACGCCGCGCAGCCCCCGCCCCCUUCUCCUGCAAAAGCCGGAGUUGGGAAAGCGCGAGAGCGGCCAAACGCCUCAGGCGUGCCGCAAGUCAAACGUCAAAACGGAGUGGCGGGGGGUCUCGAGGCCACGACUACAGCUUCGACACAAGCUCAAUUCCAAAACUCUAACCUACAUCUCCCCGGAAAUCGAGUCAACACCCCAGGGAACCAGGCCAUGGCUAGCCAGGCACAGCAACCGCGAAGGGCUCCUGAGCCAGAACCUACGUUCGUGCAGAAGAUUAUGAAGGCGUUGUGUUGUGGUAGGUCUCGAGUCCAGAACGACUCGUAG